AUGAUGUCGAACAGUACGUCCCGAAAAAGCUUACCAGAGGGCGGUCCUGUGUCGUCUGAGGUCAAGGCGGCAGUUUCGGCUGUCGACUUGGCACCCGACAAGCAGACCAUGACACCCGCUCAGGAAGCAGAAUCCUCGGCGCUGCCCUUAAAGUCAGAUGUAGAAGAGGCGUAUGGAGGUUCAGUUAUGCCAUACUCGGCACUAGAACAGCUGAAAGAGAAGUUAAAAGCUAGAAAAAUACAGAGCGACAAUGUAGGUCAAAGAGACAAGAAUGGCGGCAGUGAGGUGCAAGUUGAAAAGCAAUCAAGUGUUUCUCAGACGUCAGGAGAAUUGCCGUCGCUCAGCGAGCCUGGUGGCGUCAAUGUGGCUAAAUCGACGACCAAAAAGCAUUCCAGAAAGCAAACUAACUCUGUUGAACCAUCUUGCCAUACGGCGGUUCAAUGCCCAAUCCCGGUGACUGAAGGGGAUGGCGUUUCCUUGAAGAACACUGCAAGAAAGGCAGUUGCCAAAUCCGCGAUAGAAUCUCCUGGCACCUCGUCUGCACCGGCCAGACCCACUAAAAUUAAGUCUCUGUUCUAUCAGCGCCCAGAGGCAGGUGGUGCCAAGAAGCCGGUGUCAGAAGCACCCAAUUUUGGGAUUAAGCCUUUGUCGGAAUUAAGAAGCAUUAAUGCGAAUAGCAGCGGUGGUCACGAGUCGUCCACACAACUCGAUGAUACUCCUUCUACUGCAUCAAAAACUGGAAACACAGAAGCUACGGCCGGUGGCAGUCCAGCCACCGCAGCUCAGCUGAACACCACCAAAAAACGUAAGCUUGAAGGCGAUCUCUCCUCACAAUCGGCUACCAACAAGCAAAAUAGCAAGCGUCCGCGUGCUAGCGGAUCUAAGCCUUCUAAUACAACAUCUCCUUCUUCCCCGGAGCAAGACGAAGUUUCGCUCCUCAGACAGAAGCUCCUGUUGCAGCCCGGCUCGAAAAAGGAGACCGAACCUAGCGAAACUGUCUCGAAAAACAGUACCGACCACUGCCUUGCACCUCCAGAAGCAACCGGUACCGACAAAAACAUUUUAGAUCGAAGUUCAGCCGUUAAUUCUCUUCCGAUUAACCACGAUCCCAAACUUCUAGAAACCAAGCAACCUUCUUCCCCGUCCGGCCCUACCAUCGCUGCCCCGCCCUCCCCACAACAAUCUCUCACAACCACCACCAACACUUCCCAGCCCUCCGCGUCUCCUCAAGUCGCACGACCUCGGAACGUGCCACAGAGUGCCGACACGGCGGUCUCUCAACCGAUCAAGCCUUCUCCAGCUCCUGAAUCAAUACCGAGCAAGGCGACGCUAAAACGUAUUAUAUCGCCUAUUUUGUACUCUCAGAAGCCCAAUUCUGUGCCUGUCGCAGACAAGUCGUCAUCUGUUUCAACCACAACCAAGCAAACCUCUAGUCAGGAAGAAGAGCACCUCGUAGGCAACUCAAGUCUAACAAAACCAACUCCCAUUCACCAGGCCGUAUCAUCGUCGUUGCCUUCUGCUUCAACUGACUCGAACAGCGGUAAGGUCGGGUCCUUACCUAAGAACUCUCCCAAUCCACCAAUUUCACCUCAUACGGAUCGCCCCUCUGGCUCUGAACAAAUCUCGCAAUCUCAGGGCUCUCAAGUCCAGGCCUCCUCAACCGCCCCAUCGCCCCUACCGGAAACGCCUACCAGAGACCACGGGAAGCCCAAGGAAAACGCCGGCCUCUCACUCUCAACGCCUCCGUCAUCCGUUGCUGCAACACAUGCGUCGAGUGAUAUCCCUGCAAUCAAUCCGUCUCCUUGCUCGGAACCGAUGCAGUCUUCCAGUUCUGAGACCACCCAGGCUAUGUUGGAAGAGAUUCUCAAGGUCGACGCCGAAAUUGCACGUCUACACAAACAAGUUCGUAUUUUGGAACUCGAGUUAAACGUAAACUUUAAAACCUAA
Molecule: messenger RNA, 1947 nt
Organism: Schistocerca gregaria
Lineage: Eukaryota; Metazoa; Arthropoda; Insecta; Orthoptera; Acrididae
Exons: 1
Coding region: 1-1947 (648 amino acids)
Source: RefSeq, a predicted model, not a curated record